Messenger RNA from Balaenoptera musculus (blue whale), 739 nucleotides. It is a transcript of the gene C19H16orf95, whose product is annotated as chromosome 19 C16orf95 homolog. The transcript is spliced from 7 exons. The record is from RefSeq and is a predicted model, not a curated record. Bases 116 to 739 code for a protein of 207 amino acids. NCBI's taxonomy places the organism in Eukaryota, Metazoa, Chordata, Mammalia, Artiodactyla, Balaenopteridae.
GUCACCUGAGGGAAGCCCCAGGACCCCCAAAUCACCCUGUCCCAUAGAAGCUUGUACCAGGGAAAGAAGCACAUUUCAAACUUUUGGGGAAGAAGUGUGUCCCAUAGAUCAUUCGAUGUGCCCUGCCCCCAGCUCUGUUCACCGAGAGCCCAUCUGCUGUGAGUGCCAGGCCAAAUUUGGGGGUCGCCUGCCGGUGCGCAGGGCUGAGGCAGUGCUGCCUUACUGGGUCCCUCUGUCCUUGACCCUGAAAGCAGUACCACACAGAUGCCCCACUGCAGAGGUGCAGGUGGUGGGUCGUGAGGGUGCCGGCCACUCCUGGGAAUAUCAUGGAAUCCAAAAGAUGGUCCGGUUUUAUGUCCCCAAAACCACCAAGGCGUGCCCCUGCCCAUGCCACCACUUUGGGGGCCGCCUCCCAAUGCCUAGGGAUCAGGCCAUGAUGCCCUACUGGGUGCCCCAGGUCCUGAGGUCUCACAAGAAGGUGGUGAAAAGGCUGCAGAGUUUUAAAGGCAUCCCAGAAGUCCCCCUGGACGUGCGCUCUGGGUACAACCGCUGGCGAAUCUGUGACGGCGAAGGGCGCUGUCUCCUCAAGUGGCAGCAGCUCCAGGUCCUUCACCAGGCUGAGCCGGUGGCCCCGGGGCAGCCAGCAAGCCUCCCGGCCUCCCUCCUGCCCCUCAGCCUCAGCCUCAGCCUCCUGACCCUCCUCCAGGCCCUACUGAGUGUCAUCGUGGCCAUCCUGUGA